Molecule: messenger RNA, 2611 nt
Organism: Hyposmocoma kahamanoa
Lineage: Eukaryota; Metazoa; Arthropoda; Insecta; Lepidoptera; Cosmopterigidae
Gene: Iswi
Product: chromatin-remodeling complex ATPase chain Iswi
Exons: 10
Coding region: 274-2298 (674 amino acids)
Biological process (GO): nucleosome organization; regulation of transcription by RNA polymerase II
Cellular component (GO): nucleus; chromatin
Molecular function (GO): chromatin binding; histone binding; ATP hydrolysis activity
Source: RefSeq, a predicted model, not a curated record
UUUUCUGAAAAAUGGACUUUUUUCCAAAUGGAGAUUUUUUCCAUGGCCACUCUAAAACCAACGCCAUCAUCAUGUCACCGUGUAAUUAUAAACACGGAGUUACAGCCGUUAAAAAAAAGUUGACCGCCACAAGCCGACGCCAUCUCUCUUUUCUGUCAUUUUAUAUCGGAUUUUCUUUUCGCGCCCGGCGAGGGUUUGUCGUGUUUUCGUUUUGAAUUAAUUUGAUAUAAUAAAAAUUGUGUUCGUUUAUGGCUUGUACAUAAAUUUACUAAAAUGUCGCAGUCCGAAGAAGCUAUGGAUGUACCCGACAUCGGUGAUAAUUCCAAUGGCUCGUCAAGCGACACCACGUCGUCGAGGGGCAAAGAAGGGGACUUUGAAAGCAAAAUUGAAACGGAUCGCUCUAAGCGCUUUGAUUUUCUUUUAAAACAGACCGAAAUAUUCUCGCAUUUCAUGACAAGUGCUCCUAAAUCUAACAGCCCCCCUAAAGCUAAAGCUGGGAGACCGAAAAAAAUAGUUAAAGAGGAAUCUGGAGCAGCUGGAGAUCAUCGCCAUCGCAAAACAGAGCAAGAGGAAGAUGAAGAGCUCCUUGCAGAGACUAACACUAAACAAAAGACUAUAUUUCGUUUUGAAUCAUCUCCUCCAUACAUUAAGAAUGGGGAAAUGCGUGACUAUCAAGUCAGGGGUCUAAAUUGGAUGAUUUCUCUUUAUGAAAAUGGAAUCAAUGGCAUUUUAGCUGAUGAGAUGGGUCUUGGCAAAACUCUGCAAACAAUAUCUCUUCUUGGAUAUAUGAAGAAUUUCAAAAAUGUUCCAGGGCCACAUAUUGUCAUAGUGCCAAAAUCUACUCUAACAAAUUGGAUGAAUGAAUUUAAAAAAUGGUGUCCAUCUAUAAGAGCAGUUUGUCUGAUUGGAGAUCAAGAAACAAGGAACACAUUCAUCCGCGAGACUCUAAUGCCUGGAAAUUGGGAUGUUUGCAUCACCUCAUAUGAGAUGAUCAUUAGAGAAAGAUCUGUAUUUAAGAAGUUUAACUGGCGUUAUAUGGUUAUUGAUGAAGCUCAUCGCAUCAAGAAUGAGAAGUCUAAGCUCUCUGAACUACUUCGUGAAUUCAAAAGUGCCAAUAGGCUACUGCUUACUGGUACUCCACUGCAAAAUAAUCUUCAUGAAUUGUGGGCUCUGCUGAACUUUCUUUUACCUGAUGUGUUUAACAGUGCUGAUGAUUUUGAUGCCUGGUUCAAUACAAAUGCAGCCCUUGGUGACAACCAACUAGUGUCGCGGUUGCAUGCAGUUCUUAGACCAUUUUUACUUCGCCGUUUGAAAUCCGAAGUAGAAAAGAAACUAAAACCCAAAAAGGAACUCAAAGUCUAUGUUGGUUUGAGUAAAAUGCAGAGGGAAUGGUACACCAAAGUUCUCAUGAAGGACAUUGAUAUUGUAAAUGGUGCUGGCAAAGUAGAAAAAAUGCGCUUACAAAACAUCCUUAUGCAGUUGCGUAAAUGCUGUAACCACCCUUACCUAUUUGACGGUGCCGAGCCGGGCCCGCCUUACACCACUGAUGAACAUUUAGUGUACAAUUGUGGCAAACUUGCCAUACUCGACAAGUUGCUGCCAAAACUGCGUGAACAGGAUUCAAGAGUGCUCAUUUUUUCACAAAUGACCAGAAUGUUGGACAUUUUGGAAGAUUACUGUCUUUGGAGGCAGUAUAAGUAUUGCCGUUUGGAUGGUCAAACACCUCAUGAGGAUAGAAAUCGACAAAUUGAGGAAUAUAAUGCUGAGGGAAGUGAGAAAUUCGUUUUCAUGCUUUCGACUCGUGCAGGUGGUCUUGGCAUCAACCUGACUUCUGCUGACGUCGUCAUCAUUUAUGACUCUGAUUGGAACCCUCAAAUGGACUUGCAAGCAAUGGACCGAGCUCAUCGAAUUGGACAAAUGAAACAAGUACGGGUAUUUAGACUAAUCACAGAGAACACUGUGGAAGAAAAGAUUGUUGAGCGUGCUGAAGUGAAAUUGAGAUUAGACAAGUUAGUAAUACAAUCAGGCCGACUGGUGGAUACAAAGAAUCAACUCAACAAGGAUGAAAUGCUCAACAUGAUCAGACAUGGUGCUAAUCAUGUGUUUUCAUCAAAAGAUUCUGAGAUUACUGAUGAAGAUAUUGACUCUAUUCUGGCUAAAGGAGAAACCAAGACUGAAGAGCUGAAGCAAAAACUGGAGAGCCUUGGUGAAUCUUCUUUAAGAGCUUUUUCUAUGGAUACCCCUGGGGCUACUACAGAUUCUGUUUAUCAAUUUGAAGGUAAAUUUCUUUUAAAGUAAUAAUAAUAAUAACGCACACACUCAACGUAGCCCCGCACUAGGGAAACCCUGUGUCGCGGGUACCAUGGACACACACAGACAAUCACAUGACACCCAAACUCACGAGAUAAAUAAAUGUAGGCAGUGUGGCAUGUUAACGUGGCAGUCCGGCAUGGUAGAGGCAGUUAAGUAGAUUAUAGAUACCAGCAGCAGUAAAGCAGAUUUAUACCAAUACAUUAAUACUCUACUACACUAAAGAAAUAAUACUCAUACAUUCUCUUAUUCCCACACACACUCGGCUUUAUACUAUAAAAAUGAGCAAAAAAUGAGCACC